Molecule: messenger RNA, 548 nt
Organism: Filobasidium floriforme
Lineage: Eukaryota; Fungi; Basidiomycota; Tremellomycetes; Filobasidiales; Filobasidiaceae
Exons: 3
Coding region: 63-404 (113 amino acids)
Source: RefSeq, a predicted model, not a curated record
CUUCAUGUUCUUCACUCAGAUAUCCAGAACACAGAUCCUACUGUACCACUCACACGCGAACGAUGCCACCACGACCAAGAUCAGGCCUCCAGAAAGAGGUCCUCUCCCUCUACAGACGUGGCCUCCAGAACGUCUCCUCGAAACCGGACGAGACGCGCGAGAACUUUUUGCUGCACCUCCGGUAUUCGUUCAGGCAUCCGAGGUUGACGGUACGAGAUCACGCGGCCAUCGAACACCAGAUUCGCCGCUUCACAAGAACCCUAGAUAUGCUCGAAGAACCCUCGGUACGGCAGAUGAGCGUGAGCGGGGAGAUGAUCGAUUGGUGGCGAGAUCAAGUACGGACGGCCAGGGAGAAGCAACAGGCGCAGGGGCAACCGGCUGGCGGAGAAACAGGAACGGGGUAGUAAGGGCGGGGCAGAAGGUCUGUCAGUAGGUUGAGGAUAGGGACCGAGGGUGUGGAGGCAGAGAGGCAGGGAUGGCAAGACUUGGGAUGGUCUGGGAAAGCGAUAUUAUACACGACUUACUGAACUACAAUGAUAACGACAAAU